Messenger RNA from Cucurbitaria berberidis CBS 394.84, 450 nucleotides. RefSeq lists its product as uncharacterized. NCBI's taxonomy places the organism in Eukaryota, Fungi, Ascomycota, Dothideomycetes, Pleosporales, Cucurbitariaceae. The record is from RefSeq and is a predicted model, not a curated record. Bases 1 to 450 code for a protein of 149 amino acids. The transcript has 4 exons.
AUGCCAGCAGGCAAGAAUUGUUGUCAAAGGAACCAGAGCUCGAGGCUGGUCAGAAUUAGGAGACAGCGGACGCAAGAGAAAUUACAUGGGAGAGAAGCUCGCCUGUCGCAGGAUCGACUACGAGGCCAUAGCAGAGAUCUGGCGGCGCCUUGCCCCAUCCCAAAGCCUCCAGUCGGGCGUCGACGACGAUUGCGCAAGAGGCCAUGGAUCAGCUCGACACCCGCAGCCGUUCCUCUAGUUACGAAACUAGGCCCCAACUUCCUCUUCCAUCUCACUGUGCUCCCGGCAUGCAGCCUCCAGAAAGACCAUGGAACGUUGUUUGGCUUGGAGCAUGGACGAUUGGCUCGGACGGACAAUUUAACAACCACGGGUCAUGGCGGACCUGAUGGGGCAACGGAAGGAGGCGUGAAUAGAUCCCUGCUCAACGGCGCGAUAGUUUGCGCAAAGUAG